AUGCCCUCCAGUCUUAUUUCAAUUCCCGCCGACUCCGACGCUACGGCCAAGAUGAAAAUUGCGGCGUCCCAGCCAGGCACUUGCGCUGUGGACUCGAGCUUCCUGUAUGCUUUCACCCAUGCAGAAGAGAAGAACGAGGGCGAGCAAGGCGCCGUCUACGUCAACCCGAUCCUGAAAUGCUCCACCUCGUGCCUUAGCAACCGGAGCCUCAAGAUGUGCAUCGAGUCACUUGGAAAUGAGACUGGCAGCGAUGUUGGUGACAGCAAAGCCCUGCUCCCCUCGCCUGGAGGAGUUAGCGGCAACCAUCACACGGCAAUUCGGAUGGCAAGGAAGAGGCUGAGCAGGAGCGGCUCAUUCCCGCCGCCACUGACGUCGGCUGGCAGCUCCAUGGGUGUCCAGAUGAGGUCCCGCCGGGAGGGGGGAAGGCUAGUGGUGGAGGCAGUGGCAGUGUCGUCCCACCGCAGCUUCUUCCACGUGGACCGGACCCACGGCCACGUCCGGCUUCGCUUCAUGGAGGAGAGCGAUGCCCCCAAAACCAUCUUGUGA
Molecule: messenger RNA, 546 nt
Organism: Eucalyptus grandis
Lineage: Eukaryota; Viridiplantae; Streptophyta; Magnoliopsida; Myrtales; Myrtaceae
Product: protein FANTASTIC FOUR 2-like
Exons: 1
Coding region: 1-546 (181 amino acids)
Source: RefSeq, a predicted model, not a curated record